GGAUAACCCAGGGUUCUGCAAACUUGGCUCUUUUAAGACUUGUGGACUUCAACUCCCAGAGUUCCGCAGCCAGCUUUGCUGGCUGAGGAAUUCUGGGAGUUGAAGUCCACAAGUCUUAAAAGAGCCAAGUUUGCAGAACCCUGGGAUAACCAACAAUGCUGGGUUAGUUAGGCUCAGAACCCAAAAGUGUUGGGAAGCGGCCCAGGUGGGGAAGGGCGACACGCGACACUCCACGUUUCUUUUUGCGGGACUCCCGUGACCGCAGCGGCGCGUCCGAAAUAAAAAAAAAGUUUUUUUUCUCGCCAAGCCCCGCUCGCAAAGUUCCUUGAUUUGAUCGCGGGUGAGCCGGAAUGGCCUCGGGCGGCCCCCGUAGCCAGACGGAGGGCGGGGCGGCAGACGCGCAGGCGCGCGGCGCUUUUCAGCACGGCCUCGGCGCCAUAGCAACCGGCGGUGUGAGGUGGGGGCGGGGUUGAGGAAGGCCCUUCAAGGCGUCGGGCCUCGCGCCUUUUAUCCUCUCCGGCUCGUGAGGCAGCCGGGGUUGCAGCGCGGCGUCGGCGGGAAAAGGCCUCCCGCUCUGUGGCGCGUCCCCGACUCGACUUCGCCGGGAGGGAAGAAAGCGGCGCCCACCCACUCACCCCACCCCCACCCGCGCGCAAGGGGUGCUGGGAGUUGUAGUCGGGCGCCCGACUGAAAAGUGGGAGUGGGUCUAUCUCGCCUUGCAGCCCGGGCUGACUUUGGGCCGCCUCCGCCGCUUUCCCCCGGGGCGAGCGGGAGAUGUCGUCGUCCCUUCUGUCGGUGCAGGAGGAGAACCGGCUCCUGCAGCAGGAGCUGUCCCGCGUGGAGGACCUGCUGGCCCAGAGCCGAGCCGAGCGCGAUGAACUGGCCAUCAAGUACAACGCUCUCAGCGAGAGGCUGGAGGAUGCGCUGCGCCUGGAGACGGGAGAGCAAGAGAGCCUGGAGAACAGGAGCCUGGCCAAGCAGAACAUCGAGCUGCGCCGGCGGUUGGAGGAGGACCAGGCGUCCUACAAGCGCAAACUGCAGGCCUACCAGGAGGGACAGCAGCGGCAGGCACAGCUGGUGCAGAAGCUGCAAGGCAAGGUUUUGCAGUACAAGAAGAAGUGUGGGGAACAAGAGCAGCAGCUGCUGGAGAAAUCCACAGAGCUGGAGCAUCAGCAGCUGGCGGGCCAGUUAGACGUGUCUGAGUCGCUUCUAUGUCACGACGAAGAUCAAAGCAACGACCUGGAAAAUGCUCUGAUCCGUUUAGAAGAAGAGCAGCAAAGGAGUGCCAGUUUGGCCCAGGUCAACGCCAUGCUGAGGGAACAGCUAGAGCAAGCCAACGUGGCCAAUCAGGCCCUCAGCGAGGACAUCCGAAAGCUGACCAUGGACUGGACGAAAGCCCGAGAGGAGCUGCAGCAGCGGGAGGCAGAGUGGAGGCGAGAGGAAGAGUCGUUCAACGACUAUUUCAGCAGUGAGCACAGCCGGCUGCUCACCCUCUGGCGGCAAGUGGUCAGCCUCAGGAGGCACUUCAGCGAAACGAAGAGCAUGACGGAAAGGGACCUCUCGGAGCUGAAGAGCGAGCUGUCCCACACGAGCCGCGGUGUGAACGCCACCUGCAUGAACCUGAGCGGCCGCCUUCACCUGUCGGAGAGCACGGCCAGUGCAGCUGUGGAGAAGCAGGUGCUGCUGACAGCUCAGCUGGAAGACAAGGUCAGGGACGUGAUCCAGCUGCAGGUCCGGUGUGACACCGAGAAGGUGGAGCUGAGCACCAGGCUCAACGAAACUCUCGCAAGCCUGGAGCGCCUGAAAGGGCAGAACCUGGAGAAGAGCCGGAAGAUUGAAGGCUUGAGCCACAAGCUGGAGACUUUGGAAGCCUCCCGGGCGCAGGAACAGGCUGUGGAGGUAGAAGCCCUGAGGAGGGAAGCCGAGAAGCUGCACCAGGCGCUACGAGAGAUUGCCCAGGCUGUGAUCUUGGACGCUGAAGGCACCGGUCACCUCCCACCGUCAAACCCAACGGCUGACGUUUCGGCCAGCAACGGCACCGGUCUGCGGGGCUUGUCCUCUCCCCUGCGGAGCUCCUCGCCUCGACGCAGCCUCUCCCCUGUCUUUGCGGUCUCCACCCUGGCUAUGGUGCAGUCCGCCCUACAGACACGCCAGCUGCAGCUGCAGGAACUCCGGGGAAAAUACGAGGCCGCUCAGGAUCUGGUGUCUUCCCUGAAGAGGCAGCUGGCAGAGGAGAACCACGAGCGACAGUCUUCGGAGCAGACAGUCCUGCAGCUGCGAAGUGAGGUGGAGAAUCUGACUCGGGCCAGAGAGGAGGCAGACCGGGUUGCCAGCCACGUCCGGUCGGCGGUAGAGUUACUGGGCGGUGAGAAGCUGUCCUUGGAGAAGAGCCUCCGGGCUGCAGAGCAGGAAGUGGAAGAGCUGCGUCAAGAGAAGGAGAAACUGCAGCUGACCAGCAGCGACCUCCAGCACCAGCGCGAUGCCCUGGAGGAGGAAAGAGAAGACCUCCUGAAGGAUCGAGAGCGUGCCUGGAAGGAAGUGGAACAGAGCCACAAGCAGCUGGACCACCUGGAGGCCGCCAAGUCCAGUCUGAAGAAUGAGCUGGUGCUGGCGAAGGAAGCCCUCAGCCAUGCGACUCUGGAGAAGGAAGUGUUGGAAGAGGAGAAGGCCAAAGCAGCCGAAGCUCUGGCCAAGAACGAGGGGAGCCGGGCCGAGCUGGAAGUCGCUCUGAACCGGCUGAAGGCUGAGGAGGCCUCCAUGCGUGAUUCCCUUGCCAAAAUGAGUGCCCUCAACGAAGGGCUGGCGCAAGACAAAACGGAGCUGAACCAGAUCCUCAUCCAGCUGGAGGAGGAGAAGGCUUGUCUGCUGAGCAGGAAGCAGGAGGCGGAGCUGGAGAAAGCCUGCAUCCGGGACGACCUGGCCCGCUUGGUGCAUGAGAAGCGGGAGCUCGACUCGGAGCGCCGAGGCCUGGGCCAUUCCCUGCAGGCGGUGGAGCAGAGCCAGGAGGCCCUGGAGCAGGAGCUGCUGGCCCUGCAGGGGGAGAAAGGGUGGCUCCAGGAACAGCUGGAACAGCUGUCCCGCCAAAGGAACGCAGCCAGCAAGGAGCUGGGCCAGGCGUGCCAAGAGCUGGAGCGCCAGAAGGAGUCUGCGUUCCGGGUGGCCCAGGAGAAGGAGACGCUGAUGAAGGAGAAGGCCGGGCUGAUGGUACAGGUGGCCGCCUUGGAGCGGGAGAACCACUGCCUGCUGGAGGAGCUCGCUGGCCUCAGGUCUGGAAAGGACUCCCUGGAAGCCUCGCUGUUUGAGAGCCAGCAAAGGCUGGCCCACCUGGAAUCCCGGAGGGAGCAGCUGGAAACGGGCAGCCAGAGCCUCUUUCUGGCCAAAGAGGCCUUGCAAGCGGAGCUUGCAAACGUCCACAAACAGUUGGAGACGGAGGUGAGCCGCCUGGAGAGGGACAAGGAGCUGGUGGCCCAGAACCGUGCCUUGGCGGAGCAAGAGGCCCAGGCCGCCCGGAGGAACAUGCAAGCUGCCCAGGCGGAGGUUGAGCGACUCCAGCGGGAGAAGGAGGCGCUGCGACAGGAGCAUGAAGCCGAGCGGGACCAGCUGAGGCACCAACUGAGGCAGGAGCGGGAGGAUCUGCUGGUCCAGCACGAGGCUGAGAAGGAGGAGCUGAGGGUGGAGGUGUCUGCUCUGCAGCGGGAGCGGGACGAGGACCUCCUGCUGGCGGAGAACGAGAAGCAGCAGGCACUCUCUGUGAAAGACUCAGAAAAGGCUGUUCUCCUGGAGAAGCUCCUGACCACCCAGCAGAGCUUGGCCAACAUCACCCUGGAGCUAGAAAGGCAGAAGCGCGAGAGCCGCAGCUGCCAGGAGCAGGAGCGGAACACCGCCAAUGCUUUAAAUGCGGAGCUGCGAAAUCUGCGUUCUCAGUUGGAAGAGGCCAUCGUAGGACACAAACGAGAGGCAAAGGGCCUGCAGGACCAGGCCAGGGAGCUGGCGAAGCAGCGGGAGUCUGCCCUCUGCGAGGUGGAGGAGCUAAAGACGCGGCUGCAGCUGCUGGAGGAUGCCCGGGAACUGAUCCGCCGAGAACUGGGGGAGGCCCAUCGCAAGGUGCGCGAAGCCCAGGAGGCCUGCGAUCUGCAACGUAAGGAGGCGGCGGACCUGCGCCGUGGUCUGAACGAUGAGGGCAAGGAGAAGGAGGCCUUCCAGAGGUCCAACACGGAGCUGCGGAUGGCCCUCAAGCGGGCUGAGAGCGAGCGCAUCAGUUUGAAGCGCGCGACCGAGGAGAAGGACCAGAAAAUUUCAGUCUUGGAGGAGGCCCAAGCAGCUGCUGGCAAGGAGGCCGCAGACGUGCGCAGCAGCCUCCAGGAGGUGGAGCAGUCGCGGCUGGAAGCCCGUAGGGAGUUGCAAGAGCUGCGGAGACAGGUCAAGAUGCUUGACAGCGAAAACAGCAAGAAAAACAAAGAGGUAGCCGAGCUCCAGGCCCGGGUUGCCCUUGAUGAACAGCGAGAGGAGGAGAGCCGGCGGGAAUCCUUUGGCCUCAAGCAGAAGAUUGUGGAGAGCGAGGCUGGCCGGGAGUCGGUCCGGAAAGAGCUCCACAACCUGCAGCGGAAGCUCAUGGACCUAGAGCAGGAGUCGCGCCUACGGGAGAAGGGGCUGCUGGGGAGCCUGGAGGAAGCCCGAGUCACUGAGAAGAAGCUGUUGGACGACGUCCGCAACCUGGAGAUCAAGCUGGAGAAGGCCCAGGCAGAGGGGGCCGAGCUGGGCCUGCGGCUGAGCGCGGCCGAGGGUCGCGCCCAGGGCCUGGAAGUGGAGCUGGCUCGCCUGGAGGGGCUGAAACGAGAGGCGGAGUACAAGCUGGGUAGACUCCACUCAGCCCUCCGACGGACCCUGGGGGUUAGCCGCAGAGGCCGUGUCCCCCGAGCGAGGGUCAGCAGUGGCUCUCCAAAGAUACUUUUCUCCCCUCCCAAAGGAACCUCUAUCGUUGAGGGGCCCAACGGCAGCCCCGCCUCGUUGGCCAGCACCCCGUUCUCCCUCCCCGUCUCACCGGAGCGACCCCCGUCUCCCAGCCAGCCCGGGCAGCUGGUGGCAGACAUCGACCCGGAAGUGGUUCAGAAUGUGCUGCGAGACUUCCUGGAAGAGCUGAGGGAGGCCCAGCAAGAGCGGGAUGAAGCUCGUUCUCAGCUGGGUGGCCUGAAGUGUCAGCUGGCCGAGACGGAGGCCCAGCGUGACCUGGCCAGCAGCCGUGUGCAGCAGCUGCAGAAGCAGGUGGCCGCAUGCGAGGAAGAGAGGCGCAAUCUGGAUGGGAAGCUGACCGGGGCCCAGACGGCUUUGAUGCUUCAGGAGGAGACCCUGCGCUGGAGUGAGCGAGAGCGCAAGGCCCAGGCAGAGAAGCUGGCUGCGCUGGAGCACGACCUGCAGGCGGCCUCAAACGAGCGGAGGGCCACACAGGAGAAACUCAGCAAGAUGAAGGCCAACGAGGCCAAGCUGGAGGUGGACAAACGACGGCUGAGAGACUCCUUGGCCAGUUCGGAGAGCCGCAGCACCAAACUGGAGCUCCUGCGGCGGUCACUGGAAGGGGAACUGCAGCGGGCCAAGGUGGUGCUGAGUGACCGCGAGGCUGAGCUCCAGCGUCUUCAGGAGCGCGUCACCCUCAUGCAGAGGCAGGUGACUGAGAGCGAGACGAGAGCCGGUGCGCUGCAGCACUCCUUGGACCACCUCAACCUCUCGUUGGCCAAGGCUGCCGAUUCUGAGACUUCACUGAAGGAGAAGUUGCAGGGGCUGACGUCCACCUUGUCCGAGAGCCAGAGCAGCUCCCUCUCGGCCCAGGAGAAGCUCCUGCAGUUGCAGAAGGCCUUGGCAGCUGGGGCACAUGAGCAGAGAGUCUUGCAGGAGCGACUAGACGCAGCCCGUCAUGCCCUCUUGGAAGCAAAGAAGCAGAACGGGGCACUUUCGGAGCGCCUCCAAGCCCUAAAGGGACAGCAGGCCGAGCUGGAGCUGCAGAAGGAGGAGCUAGAGGGGCUGGGAAGACAGCAGGAAGAACUGCUGCGCCAACGCCAGGAGGGGGAGGCGGAGGCCCUGCGGAAGCUCCAGAAGGUGCAAGAGGACCGGCGCCUGCUCCAGGAGCGCCUGGGCAGUCUGCAGAAGGCCCUGGCCCAGCUGGAGAGCGAGAAACGGGAAGCCGAGCGCCUGUCCCUGCGCCUGGAGAAGGAGAAGGGCGCCCUGCGGAGAACCUUGGAUAAGGUGGAGCGCGAGAAGCUGAAGACUCACGAGGACUCCGUGCGGCUUUCGGUGGAAAAAGGGCGCCUGGAUCGUUCCCUCACAGGCGCAGAGCAAGAGCUGAUGGGAGCCCAACAGCUGAUACGGCAGCUGGAGGCGCAGGUGGCAGAGCUGGAGCAGGCCCGGGGGAAGAAGCCUCUUGUCAAAGCGGCUGCCCCACAGCGGCAGGAGGGUGAGCGCCUGAGCGGUUCCCGCUGUCCUGGAGGCAAAGGGCUGGAAGAGCAGAUCUCGACUCUGAAGGAGCAGCUACAGCAAGACACCCAGAAGGGGCAGCUUUAUUUCCCGCCUUCCCCUCUCUUUUCCGGACACUAGCUGUGGCGGCAGACAAGCGGAGAGAGCCGAGCCCCUCGUCUCUAAAGAGUGCCACGGCAAGAGGGGCCACCUUCCUCCAAUCCUUUCAGGGCCUAGAUUCACACGCGGCGCAAGGUAGUGCGAACGGCUCCUUUUUUCCUUUUUUCGAGAAGACCUCGGUUGUCUGAACAGUUUUGUUACUUCUCGGAUCCAAGCUGGAUCAGAAUGAGAAUUCAUCCCUCAUAAAGACGACCGAAAAGAAGCUCCCGGGGGAAGCAAAUGGCGAUCCAUGCCGGACUGGUGUCAGAAGGCUCCAUUCCUUUCCUGGUGGAGAACGGGGUAGGGGGGGGGGCCUCUGAGCAGGUCCUGGCCUGGUCUCUGGCUCGGGGGAGAGAGCCCCCCACCUCCAUUGCCUGGAGCAGGGUUUGUGUCCCAGGAUGGGCCAAAGGGAAUUGGAGCUCCCCGACCAAGGAUUUUUUAAAAAAAUUUAACCGUAGAUCCUAAUCAGGUGCGUAUUUUUCUCUGUUGGGGCUCUUUAUGUAGCAGCCAAUCAAGGAAAGUAGAAAGUCAUUUUUUUAUAUAUAUAUCAGUGGAAUUGUUGGUUUUCCAGGUUUUGCUCCUGGUCCUCAUUAUGUA
Messenger RNA from Ahaetulla prasina, 7200 nucleotides. It is a transcript of the gene CROCC, whose product is annotated as ciliary rootlet coiled-coil, rootletin. NCBI's taxonomy places the organism in Eukaryota, Metazoa, Chordata, Lepidosauria, Squamata, Colubridae. The coding region runs from base 775 to 6585 and encodes 1936 amino acids. The transcript is spliced from 35 exons. The record is from RefSeq and is a predicted model, not a curated record. Gene Ontology annotation, biological process: centrosome cycle.